This is a messenger RNA of Laccaria bicolor S238N-H82, 1593 nucleotides long. RefSeq lists its product as uncharacterized. The coding region runs from base 97 to 1593 and encodes 498 amino acids. Gene Ontology annotation, molecular function: RNA helicase activity; RNA binding; ATP binding. The transcript is spliced from 10 exons. Lineage: Eukaryota; Fungi; Basidiomycota; Agaricomycetes; Agaricales; Hydnangiaceae. The record is from RefSeq and is a predicted model, not a curated record. Gene Ontology annotation, biological process: rRNA processing. Gene Ontology annotation, cellular component: ribonucleoprotein complex; cytoplasm; nucleus.
GGCGGUUCUUACGGCGGCGGCGGUGGCUACAGCAACGGAUAUGGAGGCGGAGGCGGAGGGGGACAUGGAGGAGGUGGGGGUUGGGGCGAUGACAAAAUGUCGAACCUUGGAGGUGGUCUGCGCUCAGUGGACUGGAACAGCACGAAGCUGGAGCACUUUGAGAAAAACUUCUACAUCGAAGACAAACGCGUGGCAGCGCUCAGUGACCGUGAAAUCGAAGAGUUCCGGCGGAUAAAGGAGAUCAAAGUCCAAGGCCGCAAUGUUCCUCGGCCUGUUGUGUCCUUUGACCAAGUUGGCUUUCCCGAAUAUCUUAUGAGCUCGAUACGUGCCCAAGGCUUUGAUGCACCCACCCCAAUUCAGUGCCAGGCUUGGCCCAUGGCAUUGACUGGUCGAGAUGUUGUCGCUAUUGCUCAAACUGGAAGCGGAAAAACGAUUUCAUUCGCUCUUCCGGCCAUGUUACACAUCAAUGCUCAGCCAUUGUUGGCCCCUGGUGACGGUCCCAUUGCGCUCGUUCUUGCACCAACCCGAGAACUCGCCGUACAAAUCCAGCAAGAAUGCACAAAGUUUGGAUCAAAUUCUCGUAUUCGUAACACUGCCAUAUAUGGAGGUGCUCCCAAAGGUCCACAAAUUCGCGAUCUACAGAGGGGCGUCGAAAUUGUCAUCGCUACCCCGGGUAGACUCAUCGACAUGCUGGAAACUCAAAAGACAAAUCUUCGACGAGUCACCUAUUUGGUCAUGGAUGAGGCUGAUCGCAUGCUCGACAUGGGUUUCGAACCUCAAAUUCGAAAAAUUGUUAGCCAAAUCCGCCCAGACCGUCAAACUUUGAUGUUCAGCGCAACGUGGCCAAAGGAUGUACAAAAGCUUGCCAAUGACUUUUUACGAGACAUGAUUCAAGUCAACAUUGGUUCGAUGGAGUUGACAGCAAAUCACAAUAUCCAACAAAUUGUGGAGGUUUGCAGUGACUUCGAGAAGCGAAAUAAACUCAUCAAGCACCUCGACCAAAUAAGCGCGGAGAAUGCGAAAGUGCUAAUAUUCGUUGCUACAAAGCGUGUUGCAGAUGAUAUCACGAAAUAUUUGCGUCAGGAUGGAUGGCCAGCGCUUGCCAUCCAUGGGGACAAAGAGCAGCGUGAACGUGACUGGGUUUUAGGCGAGUUCAAGGCUGGUCGUUCACCCAUUCUCAUCGCGACAGAUGUAGCUUCUCGCGGACUUGACGUCAAAGAUGUUGGCUAUGUCAUCAAUUAUGAUUUCCCUAAUAACUGCGAAGAUUACAUUCAUCGUAUUGGACGGACUGGGCGUGCAGGCAUGAAAGGCAUAUCAUAUACCUACUUUACAACGGAUAACGCAAAAUCUGCACGAGAACUCAUUGGCAUUCUUCGGGAAGCAAAGGCCACCGUUCCACCGCAGCUAGAGGAGAUGUCCAUGUACGGUGGCGGUGGAGGCGGACGAGGUCGUUAUGGAGGUGGUGGUCGUGGUGGUCGUGGAGGCGGCGGUGGUGGUGGAAGAUAUGGUGGUGGUGGUGGUGGCGGCGGUGGAUAUGGAGGCGGAGGCGGCGGUGGGUACGGAGGGCGAGGUGGUGGUGGUGAACGGUGGUAG